CGUAGAACAUAAAAAAAACUGCAAGAGAGGAGUUUGAAGGUACCAUUGCAUUGCAUUGGGAUGGAAGAUCUCGGUAUUUCUUUGCUGUUGCUGACGGUCGUGGUGCUCGUAAGCGAAGCUACAAGGAUAACGACCACGAAAUUUGUCUCCCGGAAGGAUUAUGCAAUUUAUUUGACUGAAAUAAUUUCGACUUUUCAGCUGUGCGCCUGCACCCAUGAGCUGAAACUGCUUGGCGAGGUGGGCCAAAUUGAGUCGCAUAUAGGAUUAACUCUCACGUAUAUAGCUACGGUGAUCCACACACUGACAUUUCACGAAGCUAUUGGCAAUCCAUCAGGGACUCUCGAGCGCGUUUACCGCAGGAACCUCAGCGGAAAGAGCGCCUUGGCACUGAUCGGCUGUCAGUUUAUUGCGGCUACAAUGGCAAACGCUGUAGUAGCACAGGUCUGGGCAUUGGGACUUUCCGAUUUGCACCACAGGCACAAACGGUUUGGGUUCAAAUGCACUAGUCCAAUUCAUGCGGCCCUGCCUACAGCAGUGGCCGUGGAGUUGGCUUGCGCGUUUGUCGUGCAAACCGCUGUGACACAAAUGCACAGACUGGACGAAAAAUACCGAGUUCAUGCCAUGGCUGCAGUGGUGACAGCCCUAGUUUACGCAGGAGGCAGUGUCACGGGAGCGGUGUUCAACCCGGCGCUGGCUUUCUCCAUCCAGUUUCCAUGUAGCGGAAACACGUUUAUGGAGUAUUCCCUUGUCUACUGGCUGGGACCAGUUUUGGGUAUGGCCAGUUCUGUUCUGCUCUUUGACAAAAUCACCCUGCUGUUGUCUCGGAAAAGUGUCUACCAAAAGGACGCAGACUUGCUUGACUCCAACUAUAAGAAAAUACAGUGAAACUGUAUUUCAAAACUGUAUUUUGUGUUUCAAAACUCCAAACCACAGACACAUAGUUUUUCAUCUGCAGUAUCUACAAGCCACUACCUCUGUUUGGAUGCUUUGCCUUUGACAUGGUGGGGUUUUACUUCUAGCACCUUACAAAAAUAGUAUGUUUUUAAACACAAUCACAUUUUCUCUGGUGGAAGUAAUGCCAUUUCAUUAUUGAGUGAUAAAAAUAAGAUACUUUCCUUUCUUGCAGGAACUUCUCAUUUAGUGAGCUCCCACUUCUGAGGGCUGCUUAGUUAAAGCCAAAAAACAAGGAAACAUAUUUUAGCCUAGUAGAAUAACACCGCAAAGAUGGCUGUACAAUCCUAUCCAAAUCCUGCAUAGUUAAAUACAACCAUAUGACCCUACUUAUGUGUGCUCACAAGAAAUUGCAGAGGUGGCCAGCAAUGUUAUACUGUUAUUACUAUGGUGUGAAUAUUGUGAUAUUGUGAAUCACGGUGGAACAAUAUGAUAAUGCUGCUACAAUGUUACAGUGAUGUAUGCUAGCUGGAGACAUGUUUGGUAUCAAAGGAUAAAGAGUAUAUAACUGCAUAAUGCUAUUGGUGCCUUGAGAAUACAGACAGAAAAUACUUUACCCACCAGGCAAGCAGGACUGUGCCAAAGUAAGAGUCAGACUCUAAUCUGAACCAUUCAUCAUCAGUAAUUCAUUG
This is a messenger RNA of Megalops cyprinoides (Indo-Pacific tarpon), 1583 nucleotides long. Its product is annotated as aquaporin-11-like. The record is from RefSeq and is a predicted model, not a curated record. Bases 61 to 885 code for a protein of 274 amino acids. Gene Ontology annotation, molecular function: channel activity. Gene Ontology annotation, biological process: transmembrane transport. Gene Ontology annotation, cellular component: cytoplasm; membrane. The transcript is spliced from 3 exons. Lineage: Eukaryota; Metazoa; Chordata; Actinopteri; Elopiformes; Megalopidae.